This is a messenger RNA of Hyaloperonospora brassicae, 1476 nucleotides long. The record is from the annotation of a GenBank genome assembly. NCBI's taxonomy places the organism in Eukaryota, Oomycota, Peronosporomycetes, Peronosporales, Peronosporaceae.
AUGGACGCGCCUCGAAAUGCGCUGCCUCGUAGUCAAAGUGCAUGCGGUCGCGUCGGCCGGAGGAGCGGUGACCGGCAUUGGCGCGGCGGAGACUCGAGCGACGACUACCACGUGAGCGGCGCGUUCGUGCCGUUUGGCCCACCGGCAGCGCACCCGGCGAGUGACAGCGUGCACCAGACGGGCGCCGGCUACAGCUCGAACAACGCUGGCGACGGACCGGAGAAGACGCGCGACCGCAAGAGCUGGUUCCCGCGCUUCAAGUCCAAUUGGCUCGGCACGUUCCGGUCGCGGCAGAUGUUCUACUGCUGCGAGUGCGCCGUGCUGCCGGCGCCGAGCAAGAGUCCGCUGUCGAGUCAGGCUGGGCGAUACAAGGGCGCAGAGGGCAAGCACUGCCGCUGCGGCAAGGACCAGUGGCACCUCGCCAAGUCGGUCGAAGAGACGGAGUACAACCGCCGCAUGGAGAUCAGCAAAGCUUUUGGCGGCAUGCGCUACGACGAGGCCGUGCUGCGCCUGCGGAGCAUGGGCCAGUCCGAGCUGGACUUCAAGUCGUCCAGGCACGUGCUCCACGGGCGGUCGCCUACCCAGGCGCGCAGCACCCACGACUUUGCAUCGACGUCGUCCUUGCCGUCGGCUCUGUCGUCUGCGUCCUGUCCAAACGUGCCCAAGCGCGCGCGGAGCGUGUCGAGCGGUCCGUUUCCGACGCAGUACGUUAAACACGAGCCGUCGUCGCUACCGAACCCGCCGGUGCACGUCUACGGCUACGACAAUCCGGCCAAGCACUACAGUGUCUACAAUCCCGUGUAUGGCAACAACGCCAGCGACGCCGAGUACGCACAAGCAGCGCAGUCGCGGCACCCCGACGCCUACGAGCACCUGACGCCGGCCGCGCCGUACGGAGACGAAGAGGGCUUUGGUGAGCUGCUGGAGGGUAUCCUCGAGGACGACCAACGAGGGGCAACAACCGGUGCACAGCACUUGAGUCUGAGUCCGACCCGAGGAGGAGGACAGGUGUACGCAGGCACUCGCUCCAGCUACUACACGGGGCCUCUGACGACGGCGAGUAGUAUCGCGCCGCUCAAGCGCACAAUGAGCAUGCCGUCGUACGCCACGAGUCCGUCCACGGGGGUGUCUCCACACCGCGACGGUGCAGAGCACGAGUACUCUGCUGAAGCGACUCGCCGGUCCAGCUUGAGUCUCGGUGCGAACCAAGCGCCGCCGUCGUACAUGACGUACCAUCCGGGACUGCACCAGCAGUCCCCGCAGCCCUCGUCGCAGCCGUUUUCGUACCAUCACGAUCUACAUCAGCAUCAACAACCACCACCACAACAACCACAGCAGCAGCCGCACCUCCACCAGCAGCAGCAGCAACAGCACCACGUUCCAGAGCUCCAGCAGCAGCAUUACCACGCGUUUGGUCGGCCGCUGUCCAUGACGCCCAAUGCGGUGUCCGCCACUUCGACGGCAUUUUCAGCAUGA